Messenger RNA from Trichoderma aggressivum f. europaeum, 2364 nucleotides. RefSeq lists its product as uncharacterized. Gene Ontology annotation, biological process: tricarboxylic acid cycle. NCBI's taxonomy places the organism in Eukaryota, Fungi, Ascomycota, Sordariomycetes, Hypocreales, Hypocreaceae. Gene Ontology annotation, molecular function: 4 iron, 4 sulfur cluster binding; aconitate hydratase activity. Bases 1 to 2364 code for a protein of 787 amino acids. Gene Ontology annotation, cellular component: mitochondrion; cytosol. The transcript has 4 exons. The record is from RefSeq and is a predicted model, not a curated record.
AUGCUUGCUUCCAGACAGGUUCUGGGCAGUAUUGCUCGGGGCCGCGCCGUUGGUGGCGCGGCCAGCAGCGUUCGCCGUCUGGCUACCGUCUCUGAUUCUGCUCUCGACCGAAAGGUCCGCCAGAACAACUGGGAGGAGAACAACUUCAUCAAUUACAAGAAGAUGUCUGAGAACCUUUCCAUUGUCCGCAGCCGGCUCAACCGACCCUUGACCUUUGCCGAGAAGAUCCUGUACUCUCACUUGGACGACCCUCACAACCAGGAGCUCGAGCGAGGCAAGUCUUACCUGAAGCUGCGCCCUGAUCGUGUGGCUUGCCAGGAUGCCACUGCCCAGAUGGCCAUCCUUCAGUUCAUGUCCGCUGGCAUGGACUCCGUUGCAAACCCUACCACCGUCCACUGCGACCAUCUGAUUGAGGCCCAAGUUGGCGGCGCCAAGGAUCUUGAGCGCGCCAUUGGUAUCAACAAGGAGGUCUACGAUUUCUUGUCUUCUGCUUGUGCCAAGUACAACAUUGGCUUCUGGCGCCCUGGCUCUGGUAUUAUCCACCAGAUUCUCCUUGAAAACUAUGCUUUCCCCGGUGGUCUCCUCAUUGGUACUGACUCGCACACCCCCAAUGGCGGUGGUCUUGGUAUGGCCGCUAUUGGUGUUGGUGGUGCCGACGCUGUCGACGUCAUGGCCAACCUGCCUUGGGAGCUGAAGGCCCCCAAGAUCCUCGGUGUCAAGCUCACUGGUCAGCUGUCCGGCUGGACCGCGCCCAAGGACAUCAUCCUCAAGGUCGCUGAUAUCCUGACUGUCAAGGGUGGCACGGGCUCUAUUGUUGAGUACCACGGUCCUGGUGUUGAAGGUAUCUCUGCCACAGGCAUGGGUACCAUCUGCAACAUGGGUGCCGAGAUUGGUGCCACUACUUCUCUUUUCCCAUUCAACGACCGCAUGUACGACUACCUUGCCGCAACCAAGCGCAAGGAUAUCGGAGAUUUCGCUCGUGCUUACGCUACUGAACUUCGCGAGGACCAGGGUGCCGAGUAUGAUCAGCUUAUCGAGAUCAACCUGUCUGAGCUCGAGCCCCACAUCAACGGUCCCUUCACUCCCGAUCUGGCCACCCCCAUUUCCAAGUUCAGCCAGGCCGUGAAGGACAACAACUGGCCCGAGGAGCUCAAGGUCGGUUUGAUCGGCUCUUGCACCAACUCCUCGUAUGAGGACAUGUCUCGCGCUGCCUCUAUCGCUCGUGACGCCCUCGACCACGGUCUCAAGUCCAAGGCUGUUUUCACUGUUACUCCUGGCUCUGAGCAGAUCCGCGCUACCAUUGAGCGUGAUGGCCAGCUCCAGACCUUUGAGGAGUUUGGCGGCAUUGUCCUUGCCAAUGCUUGCGGCCCUUGCAUCGGUCAGUGGGAUCGCCAGGAUGUGAAGAAGGGUGACGCCAACUCCAUCCUCUCCUCAUACAACCGAAACUUCACUGGACGCAACGACGGCAACCCCGCCACCCACUCUUUCGUCACCUCUCCCGACCUGGUUGUUGCUCUCUCCAUUGCUGGCUCUCUGCACUUCAACCCCCUCACUGACACGCUUGUUGGCAAGGAUGGCAAGGAGUUUAAGCUCAAGCCUCCUACCGGCGACGGUCUCCCUACCAAGGGCUAUGACGCCGGUCGCAACACCUACCAGGCCCCCCCCAAGGAGCGUGCCAGCGUCAACGUCCAGGUCAGCCCCACCUCUGAUCGUCUCCAGAUCCUGGAGCCCUUCACUCCCUGGGAUGGCAAGGACGCCAAAGAUGUCCCUAUCCUGAUCAAGGCCAAGGGCAAGACCACCACUGAUCACAUCUCCAUGGCUGGACCGUGGCUGAAGUACCGUGGCCACCUUGACAACAUUUCCAACAACAUGUUGAUCGGUGCCAUCAACGAGGCCAACGACGAGGCCAACAAGAUCAAGAACUUCACCACCGGCGAUUGGGAUGCUGUCCCCGCUGUUGCCCGUGACUACAAGAAGAAGGGUAUCAAGUGGGUUGUCAUUGGUGAUUGGAACUACGGCGAGGGUAGCUCUCGUGAGCACGCUGCUUUGGAGCCUCGUCACCUGGGAGGCCUGGCCAUCAUCACCCGAAGCUUUGCUCGUAUCCACGAAACCAACUUGAAGAAGCAGGGCAUGCUUCCUCUGACUUUCGCUAACCCCGCCGACUAUGACAAGAUCAAGCCCGAUGACAAGGUUGACAUUCCUUGCACCGAGCUCGCCGUUGGAAAGCCCCUUAUCAUGGUCGUUCACCCUAAGGAGGGCAACCCCUUUGAAGUUGAGCUGCUGCAGACCUUCAACGAGGCCCAGAUUGAGUGGUUCAAGAACGGAAGCGCUUUGAACACCAUGGCUAAGAAGUCUAAGAACUAA